AGAGGAGGAGGCCGGUGACGUCGUUGGGGGAACGACUGACAGCGAAGAAAAGAAAUGGCGAUGCUCGGAGGGUUUAGCGCAGCACAGCUCAAGAAAAACGUCUCUGACGGGAGCACCGACGUGUCAGAAUUUAUCUGCCCAGUUUGUCUGGAGAUUUACGACAGCCCCGUAACAACACAGUGCGGCCAUACGUUCUGCCACAGUUGUUUGCAGGAAUGUUUGCGUCCCCAGAAGCCUGUGUGUGCUGUAUGUCGGGGCACUCCGGGCCGCUGGACUAAAGCUGUUGAUCUAGAGGCCCUUAUCCAAUCGUCUGUGGCAGCUUGCAAGGGCUGUGGAGUUCAGGUUGGUCUGUCUCUGAUGAGAGGUCACACAGCUGGUUGUUCAAAAUACCAGGAGUAUAUUGAGGAGGGAGUGAGGACUACUGCCCAGAGCCAGCCUGCCAUCACCAGUUCAGUGCCAAAUCGCUACACCUUCACCUGCCCCUAUUGCAACUGCCAGAACCUUGAUCAGGACGGCCUGGUCGAACAUUGCACUUCCCAACAUGCUCGAGAUACGCGCCAAGUGGUGUGCCCUAUCUGUGCCUCAAUGCCUUGGGGGGACCCUAACUACAGGAGUGCUGACUUUUUCCAGCACCUGAAGAUCAGACACACAUUCUCCUAUGACACAUUUGUUGAUUACUCCACAGAUGAGCACACAAUGAUCCAGGAGGCUCUGCAGCGCUCCCUUUUGGACAACUGAAGUGUGAAGAACAAUCCGCCGGGAGGAGGAGGAGGAGGAGGAGUACAGUCAGGGGAAGGGGAGACGCCUCGGUCUUCAAAAGACAGAACAUCACACUGUAUCAUCAUUCAUCUAUAAUGAGGAUGGUGGUGCUCAAUUGCUAUGGGUAAUUAUUUUCAUAGGGAACUGGUAUUGUAACUAUGAGUCUCUAGGUUUAUUAUUCAGAAAAAUAAAUCACGCAAUAUGAUUAAAAUAACAUAUUGUACCGUUUGAUUUAGGAGUGAUACUGUGUUUCUGGUGUGAUAAUCUCUUAUCUUCCCCCACAGAUUGCUCUGUAGACUUGAUAGCUUGUUGAGUAUCUCCUAAAUUAUGUAUGCUGUUUGUUCAUUAAUGACUCGGUGUCAUAUAGCCAAAAACUUCCAAAGUUGUGAUGAAAUCCCCUGUUGUCAAUACUUGAUGUUAUAAGAGGGUUUGACCACUAGGUGGCUGACUAUCGCCAGAAAACAACAACAACAAGCUUCACUCAGUGAAGUCCUUGAGUAAUGUUAACUAUAAUAUAAAAUAUUCUCCAGGACUGACUCUGCAUGUUCACUUUCAGGAGAGGAAAAAGGGGGAUUUGUUUUUUUGUUUGUAUGUUUCUGAGUUGUGUUUUUGGUGAAGACAAUGGAGAGUCUGACCUUUUUUUAAAACUGUCUCUGGGUGAGGUGUGUGUGAAGAAUGUGUGUCCAUUCCUUUUUUUUUUUUUUUUUUUAUUAGAGAUCUACUGGAAAGAAUAAAUAAUAUGAGGGUCAAACAAAGCCAGAGAUACAGUUUUCUUUAUUGUAAUGUUUCUCCCUUGUGUCUUUGUGCCUGCUUGUAGAUCUUCUCUCUGACUUCCAAACCUCACAGGGCUAACAGUUCAUCCACUGAAUCAAGAGAUGCAAAGAGAACAGUGAGAAUUUAUUUGCAUGGUUAUCGCCACAGGAGGGCAGUAGAGUUCUGCGUUUCACCCACCAUCAUGACUGGGCUCCCCACUAGCACGCUGACACAGCCGUUCAACACAGAUAUCAUUCUACAAAUGUGCUUUACUCAAUUUUGUUGUUCUCCAGAUUUGUUUUUACCAUUUAGUUUUAUUCAGCAUAGGGGGAAAAAAACUGUCACUGGUAAUUAGAUGUUUUUGUGGGGCUAUUUGUAAAAGUUGAAAAACAUUAACCACAACUUUUAGGAAGUUAAAGAGGUGACAGGACUCGGUGUAACUUACUGUCGCGUGUUUCUCAUGUCCAUCUCACGGUCUUACGGCCCUGUCACUGGGAGAAAAAACAGGAAAAAUCACUUCUCAUUUGCGUGUUUCUAAACACUGACAGCACAUACAAAGGAAAUUCAGUUCGACUUGCUUGUUUCUGUUUUAAACUUUAGUGUGAAAAUUUGUGAAUCGUUAUUUGAAUGUUAUUUUACAUCAAUGUCUUUUAUUUUCCAUUGAUAUGUCUCAGAACAGCUAUACACAGUUGUGCAGAUGUUCACACAGUUGCAUUUGUGUUCGACCAACAGGCAAAUAAAACUUCUUACACGCAGAUUAAGUAGCUCUAAAGCAGAACCUCGAUGCCUUCACUUCAUCUUCGAUUCCACUUUGGCCUCGAUGUUCAUUUCUCUCUCUCCAAUAAAAUGUGUAAUAAUUUUGUAUAUGUUUCCAAUGUACAACAACCUUUUUUUUUUUUUUUCUUUUCAAAUAUAUCUCUCGUCGUCUUUUGUCGGCCCGACUGUCAGGGGGUGCUAAAUCCUGAUAAAUUAAAGCCCUUUAAUUAUUUAAACCCUG
Molecule: messenger RNA, 2509 nt
Organism: Mugil cephalus (flathead mullet)
Lineage: Eukaryota; Metazoa; Chordata; Actinopteri; Mugiliformes; Mugilidae
Gene: rnf114
Product: ring finger protein 114
Exons: 7
Coding region: 55-738 (227 amino acids)
Biological process (GO): protein polyubiquitination; ubiquitin-dependent protein catabolic process
Molecular function (GO): metal ion binding; ubiquitin protein ligase activity
Source: RefSeq, a predicted model, not a curated record